Vespa crabro (European hornet) is the source of this 1456-nucleotide messenger RNA. RefSeq lists its product as uncharacterized. The record is from RefSeq and is a predicted model, not a curated record. The transcript is spliced from 3 exons. Bases 80 to 1069 code for a protein of 329 amino acids. Lineage: Eukaryota; Metazoa; Arthropoda; Insecta; Hymenoptera; Vespidae.
UAUAUAAGGCACCGUCAACCAACAAAUGACAUAUUACAAAUCAAACUCUACGGUACUAAAGGAGUACUGGAUUUGAAACAUGAAGACAUUCGUCGUUUUACUUGCCCUUGCGGCGGUAGCCAUUGCGGGUCCUAUAAACAUAGAAGACGUUGAACAAGAUAACGUUGAAGCUGAUUUAUCCAAGAUAUCAGGAGGAAUUAAGUGCCAUGGAAGGAAAUGCAAAGGUAGCAUCAAUAUUGGCGGAAGUUGGUACAUGGACGAUGAGGGAACCCUCAUACCAGUUGAGGAACCGGCCAAGAUCAAAAUCGGAGUCAAAUGCCGAAAGAAGCAUUGUGGCAUUGGUGUCCACUGGUUCUCGCUAACGGAGGAAAUUAAUAAACCUGAAGAAGCUAAAAGUCACGUUGAAGUUGGGGCUGAAUGCCAUGGAUCAAAAUGCAGUGGAAACGUAAAAGUCGGUGUUGACUGGUUCCAAGCGGAAGACGGAAGUCUCGUCGGUGUUCCCAGACCCGAAGUGGAGUCCAAGAAUCACAUCAAAGGUGGAGCAGAUGACGACUUGUUCAUAGCAGGAGAUGAAACUCUUGUCCCAAUACCAAAAUCCAACGUAGCCAUUUUCGGUGGUCGUGUUGAGGUUGGAAGUCAAUGCGAGGGAUCGAAAUGCAAAGGAAUUCUUGGCGUUAAAGUAAACUGGUUCAAAACUAAGGAUGGAAAUCUUGUCCCGAUUGUAACGGCAACACCAGCUGAUGAACAUUUCGAUGAUAGCAAUGGAUCAAAACACGUUGGCGUCGAAUGGUUCGUAACAUCGGACGGCACUGUUAUCCUAAUUCCAACGCCUGCGAAAACUCAUAUAACAGGAGGAGUGGAAUGUCACGGAAAACAUUGCAGCGGUAACAUCGGCAUUGGCGUAGAUUGGUUCAAGAACGAAUACGGAAAUGUUAUCCCGACAAUUACACCUAUUUCCCAAUCUGCGGAAAACGAAAUAGAGUACAAAAAAGAAAAAGUACCUAUUAUCCCGAUUAUACCAAAAGACAUGCCACGUGUGAUUAAACCAAAAUCAUUUGAGGAGGAAUAGAAAGAGAAUUGAAGAAACAACUGAAGCUUCUCUUUAAAAAAAAAAAAAACCCAAACAAAAAAUAACGCCAUCCAUUAGAAAAUUAAUUCGUUAAAAAAGGAAAGAAAAAAAAGAAAAAGAAUCGGUAAGAUGACAUCAACUUGUACUUGGUAUAGUUACUGGUAUAAUUAAAUCUAUUAAUUAGAAAUGAUAUUGUCUUUAAGACAGUCUACGAACAAAGACAGGCAUCUUUUCUAACGAUAAAAUAAUGAUACAUCUAUAAAAAUCUUUGUAUAUCAUUCAAAUUACUUUUUAUUUUUCUUAAUCUUCUAAUUACCUUGUGGUUGGUCAAUCGCUAACUCUUGUAUCCACGAUAAUUGAAUGAAUAAAAGAAUCGAUAUAUAUAUA